Messenger RNA from Plectropomus leopardus (leopard coralgrouper), 6917 nucleotides. Lineage: Eukaryota; Metazoa; Chordata; Actinopteri; Perciformes; Serranidae. The record is from RefSeq and is a predicted model, not a curated record.
UCGCGCGGCGUGUGUUCAGCUGUCCUAAGACUAAUGUGGCUCACCAGAAACUUGCCUCAUAUUCAAACAAUAAAGGAAUAAACUGACACAACAGCUCAUCUGGAAGAGCAACAGCCUCUGUACUUCAACAUGAGCGACGACACAGACUCCCCUCCUGAGAGGGAAAUGAAGGAUUUUCAGUUUCGUCAGAUGAAGAAAGCAAGAGUCUUUGACACUUCUGAUGAUUUGCCAAAAGAAAGAACUAGUCUGCUCACCAUCUCAAACAAAUUUGGUUUAACUAUUGUUGGCCUUGACAGAACAUUCAAAGUGUACCAAACUCAAGACAUUCUGGCUGCUGAUAAAAUUGACGGCAACGCAAAUGAUAUAGUUGAUGGGGUAACAGCGCUGGCGGAAGUGACUGUGGAACUGGCCCUGCACCACUUGGCUCUCAGUUGUGAUGAACUUACUUUGUCAGUAUGUGGCAUGUCUGAUGAGGCGGGUUUGUCCCUCAUGUUCUAUGAUGUCCGCACCUUCAUAAACAAGGCAAGACCGCAGAAGUUACCUUUUGCAUCACUUCUGCCAGCAGUACCCUCUGGCACUUUAGUGCAGGACCUGAAGUGGAAUCCUGUGCAGGCAACCAUGUUGGCCGUCUGUUUGUCUGACGGCCGCAUGAUGAUUUUGGAUGUUACUGACAGUGUAAAGGUGCAGAAUGAGCUUCCUGCUUCAAGUGGCAUCACAUGCAUUUGCUGGAGUCCAAAAGGAAAACAAGUCGCUGCAGGAAAAAUGGAUUCCACUGUCAGUCAGUAUACACCAGCGUUAGAAGAAAAGAAAGUUAUCCAAUGUCCAAACUUCUACACCUCUGAGGACCCUGUCAAAGUUCUGGAUGUACUGUGGCUGAGAACCUUUGUGUUCGCAGUGGUAUAUGCUGCUGCAGAUGGGUCCCUUGAGACCCCUCCUGAGCUAGUGUUGAUCACCCUCCCUAAGAAGGAUGACAAGGUGGAGACAAAGUAUCUGAACUUUAGUGAAACAGUUUACGGCAGCUGCACUGAGCGACAACACCACUACUUCCUCAGCCAUGUAGAGGACUGGGACCUCAUGUUUGCAGCAUCAGCAGCUUCUAUUGAAGUCAGCGUCAUAGCAGCCAGGCCAGAGGACAAGAUCUGGGAACUUUGGGUCCUGGAAGAUGCGAGUAGGGCUGAGCUUCCAGUGACGGAGACAAAUGAAGACACUCUGCCCCUUGGCUUAGCCAUAGACUUCACCAGCCAACAGGAGAUCCACAUCACUGACGAGAAGACCUUACCCCCAGCGCCUGUUAUGCUGAUGCUAUCCACAGAGGGAUUACUCUGUCCAUUUGCUCUGCUCAACCUCAACCCUGGGGUUAAACAGCUGGUGUCAGCCCCCUCUGUUCUCACCUUGGAGGGGGAGAGACUGCCCAAGCCAGGUUCUUUGGCAGCCCAACCACCCAAAAUUGCUGCCUCCAUCCCAUCUGCCCCGGCAGCAUUCCCAAGCCUCGGCCUCACAUCAGCAGCUGCUUCCACUCCUCCAGCCCCUGCUGCCUCUUCCUCCGCUGCCCCGUUCAGCAUUGUUCCCACAGCUCCUGUGUUGGCGGUUACAUCAUCAUCAGGGUUCAGUUUUUCAGUCCCAAGUACAUGCUCCAUCUCUGCCCCUUCAGCUUUCCCCCUGGUGGUAUCCACACCUUUUGGCUCUUCAGGAUCCUCAGGCUUCUCAUUUGCCUCCAAACCUCCCUCUGACUCUCCCUCAGCACUUUCAGCAUUUUCUUUUACUCCUUCCAUCAAACCAUCAGCGGUGGCAGCUCCAGCUCCAGCUCUGACACCCCAGACUGUUGCUACUGCCUCUCCACCAAUGGUGAAACUUAAUCUAAAUGAGAGGUUUUCAGCAGUAGAGACCCCUGCACCAUCCCCACAGUCUUUCUCUUUCAAUCCCUCGCUGCCCAAAACAGUUGUCUCCACCUCCAGUAGUUUGGCCGCCCCUCCACCCUCAGCCACUAAGCCACCAGCUGUACUGGCUCCAGUGCGUCCAGUUCAAACCAGCACACCACCCGCAAUCAUCCAGAAAUCUGCUCCUGCUGCCCAGGCUCGUGUCCAAACUCCACAGGCAGCUGUCAGUGUGAAGGCCCUGGAAAAGCAGCUACAGCAGAAGAAAGACUCAGAUCCCAUUAUGGCUGGUAUACUGGAGGAGAUUGCACACUUCCAGAAGGAGCUAGAUGACCUAAAGGCACGAAGUGCAAGAGCUGACUUCAAGGUUGGGACCAAUGAAGAGAUGAAGGAGAUGAGGAAGGAGUCAGACGACCUCCAUAUUUUCACCCUGGAGAUCAAGGAAACUACAGAGUCUCUCCAUGGGGACAUUGGUACACUGAAGACCACCUUACUCGAGGGCUUUGCCGGGGCAGAAGAAGCCAAGGCCCAGAGUGAGCUGAGCAGAGACAGAAAUUACAGACAGCUGCUGUACAAAAAACCUUUAGACCCCCGCAGCGAGGAACAGCUUAAGGAGAUCCGCAGGCUAUACCAGUAUGUCAUGUUUGCUGUGGAAGAUGUCAAUGAUGUGUUGGAUGUGGAAUGGGAAAAACACCUGGAGAAGAAGAAAAAGCAGAAACACAUGGUUGUGCCUGGGCGUGAGGGUCUGUUCACUACACUGGCCAACAACCUGUACAUUAUUAACCAGCAGAAGAACAGACUGGACCAGUUGGUUAAGCAACUGACCUCACUGCGCCUCUACAACAAGACUGCUGCUCCAACCAUAAACCGCAGCACUGCCACAGCAACGGCUGCUGGUUUGGAAAGCGAGCUUGAGAGUUUAAGGGAUGCACUUCUGAAAGCCAGGCUGGAUACCACCCCUCCUAAGACCAAAUCCAAAUCUCCAGUCAAGAUAUCGCCAGUGAAACAGUCCCAGCUGCGUAACUUCCUCUCAAAAGGGCAGAUGCCUCCUGUCCGCUCAACUGCACCAGCCAACCUGUCUCGCUCAGCCUUCCUUUCACCCAAAUACUAUGAGGACCUGGAUGAUGUGAGCUCUACGUCCUCCCUGUCCCAGUCCCUGGAGCCUCACCCGGCUGAUUUGGAGUUAGAGGAAGAGGAACUGCAGCCAGAAUCUCUUCCUCUUACUGUCAUACCCCCAGCAUUGGCCACCCCCCGCCACCCCACAGUCGUGAGGACCCCUUCUAUCCAGCCAGGCUUCGGGGCCAUUCAGUCCACACCUUUAACUAAAAUUCACUCAGUACCGGGAAUUGGCUUUGGACUCAGCCCUAUUCCCAGCCCUGUUCCAACAAACAAGAUCAACCUCAGUGGGGCUGAAAGUACUGCUCUUGCCACAAAGACAGUAAAACAUGGAGCUCCACCAACUGAGAGGACCGUCCCUGUCACCAUCCCCGCCCAGCAGGCUGCAGCCACUGCGGCUCUACGCAGGCAGAUGGCCAAUCAGAAAACUGUUGUCGUCAGUACCUCUUUGACAGAGUCAACUUUGAAGACUGUUCCUCAUGUGGUCAAUGUCCAGGAGCUGAAGGAAAAGGGGCCUUCUAUGCCGAUUUCCAAUAUUAUGAGCUCAUCAGUACCAGAUCCAGCUGCUACCGUCUUUGCAACAGUUUCUGCCAACCAGGCCAAACGAAAUCCUACCCAAGGUGUCCAGAAGAUUCCUGCUGAAAGCACAGCUGCCCCACAGACAAGCUUUGUGUUUGGUCAGUCAUCCAAAACCGAUGUUUCAGUGGCCCCUGCUAGCUCAGCAGAGCAAAGCAAAGGUUUCUCUUUUGGGACCACAGGCUUCAGUUUUACUUCUGUCUCACAGGGAGCUGGAAUCUCACAAGCAAAGGAUGUGAAUAAAUUUUCCUUUGGUGGAAAUGGCAAAGUGAUGUUUGGCCAUACUGGAGAGGAGCCAUUCUCCCUCACCCCAAAGUCCACCUCCCCUGCUCUUGGCACAGCGUCUCCCACCCCACCUUCAAACAUGUCGGGGGACAAAGCAGCCUCCACCACAACUCCCCUCAGGAUAGAGCCACAGCCCGUUAAGCCAGGAGGAGAGACUCUGGGCUGUUUCUCUGGAUUACGUGUGGGCCACGGAGAAGAGGCAAAAGAUUCAGCCACCAAACCUGCUGCUGGCUCAUUUACCUUCGGGGAAUCUGGUCUUAGUAUUGGCAAGGGAGCAGCACAAUUUAGCUUUGGUGCAGGUCUCCAAAAGUCUGCAGAAGAUUCUGCAGGAGCAGACUUGUCCAAAGGAGCAGUGUCAGGCAGUUUGUUCAAGCCCCCUGAACCAAACCCCAAGCCAGCAUUCUCUGUUCCCCAGCCCAGCUCAACUGCCUCAGCGUUACCAACGUCUUUCUGCAGUCUUCUUGCAGCUCCGUCAGAGUCCUCAGAGGAACCAAAAGUUUCCCCAGAACCCUCAGAACCCACUCCACCCCCUGAAAAAGACGCUGAAGCUGCACCCGAUACUGAGCGCUUCAGUCCCAUCGGAGUUCCUGAGCCUGCAGCGAAUGCAGCCGUCACAGAAACCACAGCAGCCACAGUUACAGCACCAACUCCUCCUUUGGCUACAACUGCCCCUACCCCUGACCCUUCCACCUCCAUCACAACUGAAGCAACCCCUCCAACACCAGCCAGUACAGCUCCCACAAUAGAAGCCACCCCAGACAGCAGCACCACCACUGCUCCUGAGCCCGGUCAAGCUGCUGACGCCGCUGCCUUAGCUCCUGUCUCCCAGGCCGCUCCAACAGCCUUCCAGGUGCCCACUUCUGAAAAACCAGGUUCCAUUUUCACUCAGCCUGCUCCUGCGACAACUGACAGCAGUUCCCUCGGAGUUACACCAGUUAUCAGCACAGUUGCUGCUGCAGCCACCACUCCCGUCCUGACUGCUGUUAACAGUACAACAACUACUGCUGCUAGCACUGUGUUUGGGCAACCUGCUGCACCUCCAGCCUCCUCAGCCCCCUCAGCUCCCUCAGCCCCUUCAGCCCCCUCAGCCCCUUCAGCCCCGACAUCCACAGGAUUUGGCUCAACUGCUUUUGGUACAUCUACUGGAACUGGUUUUGGUAAAUCUGUGUUUGGCCAGGUGAGUGGCUUUGGCCAGCCCGCCACCAACACUGGAACAGCCACUGGCUUUUCUUUUGGUCAGUCAGCAUUUGGAGCAAGUUCUAACAGUGCAACUACUGGAGGAGGUCUUUUUGGUGCUGCUACUGCUACCAAUGCUAGUUCCUUCUCCUUUGGCACGAGCAGCGCCAACACAGCCAGCAGCACUGGUUCAGGGCUGUUUGGACAAACCACAGCACCAGCAUUUGGCCAGAGCUCUGGAUUUGGGCAAGGGUCUGUGUUUGGGAGUAACACCACCACAUCCUCAUCUUCAGGAUUCAGCUUUGGACAGCCCGCAGCUUUUGGCUGCUCUUCAGCCACCCCUGUGUUCGGCCAACAAGCUAGCAGCGGGAGUGUUUUUGGACAGCAGCAACCACCAUCCGGUGGGACUUUGUUUGGUUCAAAUGCAGCCAGUACAGCGGGCUCAGCUGCUGGUGGAGGGUUCUUUUCUGGACUCGGAGGCAAACCUAGCGAAGACGCUGCCAACAAGAACCCGUUCGGCACCACAGCCUCCACAGGAGGGUUUGGACAACCAGCUCAGACAGGUACCAACAGUCUGUUUGGGAAUAGCGGCGCCAAGUCCUUUGGGUUUGGUCAGUCCUCCUUUGCUGAGCAGAAACCUAGUGGGACCUUCAGUGCUGGUUCAGGGAGUGUAGCAUCCCAGGGAUUUGGCUCCUUCUCUACUCCGACAAAAGCAGGUGGAUUUGGCAGUGCUCCGGUGUUCGGGAGUCCCCCAUCCUUUGGUAGUCCCCCAGCAUUUGGUGCAGGAGCAACAUUUGGCUCGAGCCCGUCCUUCAGCAGCAACAUGGGUCCCUCCGCUGGUAAAGUUUUUGGAGAGGGAACAGCGGCUGCCAACAUGGGAGGAUUUGGGUUUGCCUCACCUCCCAGCGGCCCAUCCUUUGGUGCACUAGCCAAUCAGAGCGCUCAGCCUUCAUUCGGGAGCCUGGCUCAGCAGAGUUCUGGGUUUGGACAGCAGCCUAGCAGUUUCUCAGGCUUUGGACAACAGCCACAGGCAGGAGGGUUCUCUGGAAACACCUUUGGGUCUUCAAACCAAUCAAGUGCACAAACAUUUGCCAGUUGGAGAAGCUAGUUUUAUCAAACCUCCACAUCACUGCCGCAGUACUUUCUGCAAUCAAGCUCUUUGUGCCACAUAAGGGGUGAAGGGAAAACACGUGAAGAUUGUGUUGCAUUUGGGUUUAAAAAAGUGAAUUUGAAGAUAGAUAUACUUGCGUUUUGUUUUUAGAAAACUUUUGUAUAAUUUUUAAAACAAAGUUUUCAAGCAGCCCAUAGACAUAUAUAUUUGUUUGGCAAGCUUAUAUCUCGUCCCAGUGUUUUAGGACACAAGAGAAUCGAGUCCAUGCAAACUGAGGACGGGUUAGUGUGGGGUACCUGGAACAACAGGCUUCCUACAAGCUUUUAGAGCAACAUAGAAACUGCAAAGCUCCAUAGCCUCCAGAAAAUGUAGUACAUUGCUCCACAUGGAUGCAGUUUACAGACUUGACAUACUUUGUUAUAAUAUUCAAACUCUGCAGUGAUUUUAGCACCUGGGGUCGUUUCAUGUCCAAAGUUUUUGUUUCUGCACUUUUAUAACAAUGAAAUGCACAGAAACUUUCAUGUCUCUGAACAAUUCACUUUUUCACUGAAUUGUGAGAAAUUGUCCUCUUAGCAUGGCUAUACAAAUCAACAUUCAGUCAAGUCAUAUCUGUCAGUACAAUAGCAGAUAAAUGUCAAGGCUGCACACCCAUGUAGAAUUUACCAAAAAUAAAACAAACCCAAUAUUUUGAACUGUUAUAAAAACCUGUGGUCUGACGUAAACAAAAAGUUAUAUUUUCUUUUUCAAAUGAUUUUUGCAGAAAACCCCCGCUUGAUGUA